Passer montanus (Eurasian tree sparrow) is the source of this 564-nucleotide messenger RNA. RefSeq names its product protein phosphatase 1 regulatory subunit 16A-like. The transcript is spliced from 2 exons. The record is from RefSeq and is a predicted model, not a curated record. Lineage: Eukaryota; Metazoa; Chordata; Aves; Passeriformes; Passeridae. The annotation marks the transcript as partial.
GUGACAACGGUGACCCCGGGAGGUGACAAGGGUGACCCCGAGCGGGGCCAGCCCCCGCCGUGUCCCCAUUGUCCCCUCUCUUUGUCCCGCCAGGAGCCGCUGUCCCCGCUGUCCCCGCUGUCCCCUGAGCCCAACGGCUCGGCGCUGUCCCCGCUGUCCCCUCGCUGGCCCCGCGCGCCCUCGGGUGACAAAAGCCACCCGCACACCCUGGCCCACCUCAAGCGCCACCGCGCCGCCGCCAAAAACCCCAAAAACCGCCCCAAAAACCCCGAAAACACCCUCGGGGACAUCGGGGACACCCCUGGGGACACCGGGGACACCGGGGACACCCCUGGGGACACCGGGGACACGCCGCGCCUGCGGCUGACGGCGCCGCCCCCCGAGGCCCCCGCGGAGAAGCAGCGCUGCUGUAGGGUCAUGUGACCCCAUUUUGGGGGGUCACGUGACCCGAUUUUUGGGGUCCCCCCCCAAAUUUUUGGGGACCCCCCCGGUGUGGCUCCUUGUCCCCAAAAGUGGAAAUUUGUCCCCAAAAAAAAGAAACCGGGGCGAAGGUUGGCAGAGGAG